Messenger RNA from Sclerotinia borealis F-4128, 228 nucleotides. Lineage: Eukaryota; Fungi; Ascomycota; Leotiomycetes; Helotiales; Sclerotiniaceae. The record is from the annotation of a GenBank genome assembly.
AUGACUCAAGGGCGGCCCCACAACCCGUUAUAUUCUCAAACACUUUUCCAAUACCUACCGAGUCCGGCCGUAACCCGUGACCCGACAAAGUCAUUCGCGCAAGCACUAUCCAAACUUGGUGCCCAAGUUGUUUCUGCUGAUUAUAGGGCUCCUGGCUCCAUCAAGGCUGCUCUAUCCGGAGCCCAUGCCGUAUUUGCUAUCAUUAACUUCUGGGCAAUUCUCACUUAA